Messenger RNA from Larimichthys crocea (large yellow croaker), 3537 nucleotides. It is a transcript of the gene kif11, whose product is annotated as kinesin family member 11. Gene Ontology annotation, biological process: mitotic spindle assembly; spindle elongation; microtubule-based movement. Gene Ontology annotation, molecular function: ATP binding; plus-end-directed microtubule motor activity; microtubule binding. The coding region runs from base 192 to 3392 and encodes 1066 amino acids. The transcript is spliced from 27 exons. NCBI's taxonomy places the organism in Eukaryota, Metazoa, Chordata, Actinopteri, Sciaenidae. The record is from RefSeq and is a predicted model, not a curated record. Gene Ontology annotation, cellular component: spindle microtubule; nucleus; mitotic spindle.
CUUUGAAUGUUGUCGGAGGUUUUUUUUUUGAGCGCCAGAGCAGAAGUGUGUGAAGAGAGAGAGAGACGACACGGUGACAACUCACAGACCGGACCGGAGGGUGAACAACAAGCGGAUACACCGGAGAGGGAGAGGCGGGAAGCUACACACCGGGAUUCGAUUACAGCUGCAGAGGACUUCUCUCUGCAAACAUGGCUUCACACAGCCUGAACGGCAUCAGGCGGGAUGAAAAGGGCAGAAACAUCCAGGUGGUCGUCAGAUGCAGGCCUUUCAACACGAUGGAGCGCAAGUCGUCCUAUGGGGUCAUCGAGUGCGACUCCAACAGGAAGGAGGUGACGGUGAAGACGGGCGGCGUGAACGACAAGGCGUCGCGGAAGACCUACACGUUCGACAUGGUUUUCGGUCCGGCCGCGAAGCAGAUCGAAGUGUACCGGAGCGUCGUCUGUCCCAUCCUGGACGAAGUCAUCAUGGGAUACAACUGCACCGUCUUUGCUUACGGUCAGACGGGAACAGGGAAGACGUUCACCAUGGAAGGAGAGAGGAGUCCGGACGAGCAGUUCACCUGGGAGGAGGACCCUCUGGCCGGCAUCAUCCCCCGAACGCUGCACCAGAUCUUCGAGAAGCUCUCAGAGAACGGCACCGAGUUCUCCGUCAAAGUUUCCCUGCUGGAGAUCUACAACGAGGAGCUGUUCGACCUGCUCAGCCCCAGCGAGGACGUCACGGAGCGGCUGCAGCUCUUCGACGAUCCGCGCAACAAGCGAGGCGUGGUGGUGAAAGGUCUCGAGGAGGUGACGGUUCACAACAAAGACGAAGUUUAUCAGAUCCUGGAGAGAGGAUCAGCCAAGAGGAGGACUGCCUCCACGCUCAUGAACGCCUACUCCAGUCGCUCCCACUCGGUGUUCUCGGUCACCAUCCACAUGAAGGAGAUCACUCUGGAUGGAGAGGAGCUGGUGAAGAUCGGCAAACUCAACCUGGUCGAUCUCGCCGGCAGCGAGAACAUCGGGCGCUCGGGCGCGGUGGACAAGCGAGCUCGCGAGGCGGGAAACAUCAACCAGUCGCUGCUGACGCUGGGCAGAGUGAUCACCGCUCUGGUGGAGAAACGACCUCACGUCCCGUACAGAGAGUCGAAGCUGACCAGAAUCCUUCAGGACUCGCUGGGAGGACGGACAAAGACCUCCAUCAUUGCCACCGUGUCGCCGUCGUCCAGCAACCUGGAGGAGACUCUGAGCACGCUGGAGUACGCCAGCAGAGCCAAAAACAUCAUGAACAAACCCGAAGUCAACCAGAAGCUCACCAAGAGGACGCUCAUCAAGGAAUACACCGAGGAGAUCGAGCGUCUGAAGCGCGACCUCGCCGCCGCGCGAGACAAGAACGGAGUUUAUCUGUCUACGGAAAACUACGAGAGCAUGAUGAGUCGGAUCUCGUCUCAUGAGGAGCAUUCAGCCGAGUACACCGACCGGAUCGCUGCCAUGGAGGAGGAGCUGAAGAAGGUGACCGAGCUGUUUGUGGACAGUAAGUCCAAACUGGAGCAGUGCUCUGUGGACCUGGACGAGAAGCAGCAGAGGCUCGAGGAAACGAGUCAGGACCUUCAGGUGACCCGAGUGAAGCUGAGUCAGGAGGAGUUCAUCAGCUCGGAGCUCAGCUCGGUCCAGGAGCGCCUGUACGGCACCGCAGGAAAGCUGCUGAGCACUGUGGACGCCACCGUAAGUGACGUGUCGGGCCUGCACGACAAGCUGGACCGCAAGAAGAAGGUGGAGCAGCACAACAGUGAGAUCCAGCAGAGUUUCUCUGAGCGGAUGGAGGCGGCGUUCAGCGACAUGCAGCGCUGCGUUCAACAGCACAGAGCCAAACACGGCGACAUGCUGAGCAGCUACUCGCACGCCAUCGGCGGUUUGAUCGUGACGAACGAGGCGGCGCUGAACGGAGCUCUGACCACCGUCGAGUCCUUCGUGGGCGGAGUCGGGCAGCUGGUGGCCGAGGGCGUCGGUCGCUGUCAGGACAGAGUUCGACAGCAGGAGGCGCUGUGCCUGCAGGACAAGGAGAGCGUACUGCAGCUGCUGGAGGAGCACCAACAGGACAUGGAGGAGGUGCUGCUGGGUCGGACUCUGAUGGGUCUGUCGGCGGUGAAGGAGCUCAGCGACAGUCUGAGGGCGACCGUGGAGACGCAGCGAGCGCUGGCCGACAAGGUGGAGGCGAUGAAGGAGGUGGGCGUGUUCUUCAGCGGCCUGGUUCAGGAGCUGGCGGGUCUGCGGGAGGCCGCCGUGCUGGGCCUGAGCUCGCUGCAGGCCGAACACGACAAGCUGGAGGACGAGAUCAGACGGGCGCAGGAGAGACACCAGACGGGUAUGAAGCAGACCAUCCAGUGCCUGCAGGACCAGCUCAACCUGCUGAGCAUGGAGGCCCAGCAGGACUACGCUGAGCUGAGGUCCGCCUCCAGAUCUCUGCAGAACCCUCUCCAGCACCUGACGGAGAACAUCAGCAGCGGUUGCAGCGCGGUCGAGCGUCAGGCCUCGGCCCAGGCUGACCUCCUCUCCUCCACCUCCUCCGCCCUCGCCUCCUCUCUGCGGCUGACCGCCGACGAGAGCCACCAGGCGCUCGAAGAGAUGACGGGCUGCUGCUCGCACCUCCACAGCUCCGUGUCCGGUCUGGUCCAACGGGACCUCCAGUGGAGCUCCAGAACCAGGGAGCACGCGGAGACUCAAGCCCAGGAACACCUCUCUCUGUUGGGGAUGACUGCCACUGAAGCUCAGACCCUCCACCAGAGCGUCGAGCGGCACCGCACUGAGCAGCUGCGAGCAGCCGAGGAGGAGCUGUCUGCUCGGCGAGAGGAGGCGAAGUGGGCUCUAACGGUCGUACAGAACCAGACCUCCAAGGACCGGACGGCCCUGGACGAGCAGCGAGCCGAGCUCCAGGACCGCAUCGAGACGGGCCAACAGCUGGUCGACGGCUUCCUGCAGGAAGAGCUGCAGCAGGACGUUCCCACCGGUGCAACCCCUCAGCGUCGGGAGUUUGUGUAUCCAAGGCAACUGUCGAAGUCGCGGAGCCGCUCCGAGCUGCUGGAGAGCCUGAGGAGGCAGCAGGAGGAGCUGCAGGCCGCCAUGGAGGAGCAGGAAGAGCUGGAGGAGGAGGAGGAGGAGGAGGAGGAGAAACACAGCCAGGUUGACCACGACUCUCUGGAGGACGAGCCGAGCACCUGUAACGAAAGCGUGGCCACCGAGCCGUCCUUCAUCGACGAGAACCUCGUCUUCAACGAGAGCAAACGAGUUCCCUUCUUCAAGCAGAAGAAAGGCGGGAAGAAGGAGUCCAGGAUUCCCGCCCGGUCCAAAGCGGCGGAGAACGACGCGUCAUCCACGCCGCAGAAAUCCAGACUGCCGCUCCGCUGUCAGAACUGAACCGGUCUGAACCGGUCCGGACGUGUUUUAUCUUUUAAUCUGUUGUUUCUGUUUGUCGUACGUGUUAAUCGCUGUGUCUCUAAACGAACUGUCUCCAUGUUUUCAAGUCGUUUUUAAGAUUAAAGAGAUUUAUACUUGUUUUGUA